Molecule: messenger RNA, 3072 nt
Organism: Cricetulus griseus (Chinese hamster)
Lineage: Eukaryota; Metazoa; Chordata; Mammalia; Rodentia; Cricetidae
Source: RefSeq, a predicted model, not a curated record
UGGUUGAUAUCACAACAAAUCCCACAGUUUGAAGAUGUUAAAUUUGAGGCAGCAAGCCUGUUGUCAGAGCUGUAUUGUCAAGAGAACUCUGUGGAUGCAGCAAAGCCACUGCUGCGGAAAGCCAUUCAGAUCUCACAACAGACGCCAUACUGGCACUGCCGCCUGCUCUUCCAGCUCGCCCAACUGCACACACUGGAGAAGGACCUGGUAUCAGCCUGUGACCUCCUGGGCGUGGGUGCUGAGUAUGCCCGAGUGGUGGGAUCUGAAUAUACACGGGCACUAUUCCUGCUCAGCAAGGGGAUGUUGCUGCUGAUGGAGCGUAAACUGCAAGAGGUGCACCCACUGCUCACGCUGUGUGGGCAAAUCGUGGAGAACUGGCAAGGCAACCCCAUCCAGAAGGAGUCAUUGCGUGUCUUCUUCCUGGUGCUGCAGGUGACCCACUACCUGGAUGCUGGGCAGGUGAAGAGUGUCAAGCCAUGUCUGAAGCAGCUGCAGCAGUGUAUCCAGACCAUCUCCACACUGCAUGACGAUGAGAUCCUGCCCAGCAACCCCGCGGACCUCUUCCACUGGCUGCCUAAGGAGCAUAUGUGCGUGCUCGUCUACCUGGUCACAGUGAUGCAUUCGAUGCAGGCUGGCUACCUAGAGAAGGCACAGAAGUAUACAGACAAGGCACUCAUGCAGUUGGAAAAGCUCAAGAUGCUAGACUGCAGCCCCAUUCUGUCAUCCUUCCAAGUGAUCCUGCUGGAGCACAUCAUCAUGUGCCGUCUCGUCACAGGCCACAAGGCCACUGCACUACAGGAGAUCUCUCAGGUCUGCCAGCUGUGCCAGCAGUCCCCCCGUCUCUUCUCCAACCAUGCCGCUCAGUUGCACACACUGCUGGGCCUGUACUGUGUCUCCGUGAACUGUAUGGACAAUGCAGAAGCCCAAUUCACCACAGCCCUACGGCUCACCAACCACCAGGAGCUAUGGGCCUUCAUUGUGACCAACCUUGCGAGUGUGUAUAUACGGGAAGGAAAUAGACACCAAGAGGUACUGUACAGUUUGCUUGAGAGGAUAAACCCAGACCACAGCUUCCCAGUCAGCUCACACUGCCUGCGAGCGGCAGCUUUCUAUGUUCGAGGACUCUUCUCCUUCUUUCAGGGCCGCUACAAUGAAGCCAAGCGAUUUCUUCGAGAAACUCUAAAGAUGUCGAAUGCAGAGGACCUGAACCGCCUCACAGCCUGCUCCCUUGUACUGCUGGGCCACAUCUUCUAUGUGCUGGGGAAUCACAGGGAGAGUAAUAACAUGGUGGUGCCUGCCAUGCAGCUGGCCAGCAAGAUCCCAGACAUGUCUGUGCAGCUGUGGUCAUCAGCCCUCCUGAGAGAUCUAAACAAGGCGUGUGGGAAUGCCAUGGAUGCCCAUGAGGCCGCACAGAUGCACCAGAACUUCUCACAGCAGCUGCUGCAGGACCACAUUGAGGCCUGCAGCCUCCCAGAGCACAACCUCAUUACGUGGACAGAUGGCCCACCCCCUGUGCAGUUCCAAGCUCAGAAUGGACCCAACACUAGCCUGGCCAGCCUUCUGUGAGCCCCGUAUGGCCUGUGUCCCCAAGUUGGACCCAACACUGGAGCUCUCUGGGAACAAAACCACCAGGGUAUCCACCAGCCCCUCACCAUUGUCCAGAGCUAAGUCCCAGGAGUACUGGGAGCCAUCAUCUGCCUCUGAGGGCGACAGCCAGUCCUACCUGUACCAGGACUCAGUGGCAUCUGUUGGAGGGGACUGAUGACAUAACCUGUGUGUGUCUCAUCUGAGGAACAGGAUGACAGUCUCUGUCGGGGCAUCAUUAGACUGCUCAACCAAACCUUGGUGCCCACUACCUAAGUGCAACUGCACCAAGUAGCCUCCAGUCCAGGACAAGCUGAGGGGAGAGCAAUAACCCUCAUUUUCCUGCUGUUCUUCCAGUGUCCCUGCACUCAGGGACCUCUGAGGACCUGGAAGUCAGCCUCUCAACAACUGUUCCUGGAAGGGGCCCCAGUGUGGAGAAGGAGCCUGGGACAAGGCAUGCAUGUGCAGUUGGUGUAGCUGUGACCUUGUCCCAGAGUGCCCUCGGCAAGCUCCUCUCUCAUAUUCAACAUCACCUCUUGGCCCUGCCAGGGCCCUCGGCAAAGUCCGCUGGACCUGAAUGAAGGAGCUUCCUUCCUGGCAGCUAUGUGGCCUUUUCAGAGAGGACAGCUAUGAGACCACCUCAACUCCUUCUCUUGGCUUGAGGACUACACCAAGGGUGGCACAGACUUGUGGUACCUGGGCAGGUGCUCUCUUGGAUGGCAAAUGUGGUGCUUGGGAGCUGUCACCCAGGCACCAUGAAGGCUGCUUCUCAGAGCUUUGGAGUCCAUGACUGAAGGGACAAGGCUCCAAGGCCUUUGUGGACAUCCUCAUGGAGCCAUGUGGCAGCCUCUGCCCACAGCCAGGCACCCCCACCUUUUCUGUCUUCCUGCAACCCCUUGGGUCCCAGGGACCUUCUCAGUGUCUGUAUCACAGCCCAGCCUAUUUAUUUUUUUGUUUUUGUUGUUGUUUUUAUUUUUUGGUUUUUUUUUUUUUUUUUUUUUUUUUUUUUUUUUUUGCUUCUAGGGCAUUUUGUAUAUAGAGCAAUUCAGACAAGAACCUUGCAACUUAACACCUGUCCUGAUGUUAAGAGUGCUUUUAGUGACCAUGUCUCAGGCAUGUGACAGCUAAGGAUGGAGUCAUGACAAACUCCAUGGUCGGUGUUAAGGGUUCCACCGAAGUGAAACCUCCCUGACCCCCAUCGCAGUCACCACAGUGUCCACUAACUAAAGAUGGAGAGAAAAGCCCAAAAGGGCCAGCACACAUGGACAUUAUGGCCUAGGAGGUGUGCCAAAAGCCAGGGAGCCAGGCUGAGGUGUAGCCUUAUACAUGGCUGUCGCCCCUUGAGCCACAGGUGACUGUUGAAUGAAGGAAGGCAUGUUAUGAGUGUGUAGAGAAAGUUUUUUAACAUGGUGGCAUCGCCUGGUUUUUAACAUCCUAUGCUUUUAAUCAAGAACUUAACAAUUGUAAUGCAAGAGCUAUGGGAAGUCU